Messenger RNA from Tetranychus urticae (two-spotted spider mite), 3449 nucleotides. Lineage: Eukaryota; Metazoa; Arthropoda; Arachnida; Trombidiformes; Tetranychidae. The record is from RefSeq and is a predicted model, not a curated record.
AAACACACCAAUUGCUCAUGAGUCUUAAUCGUCUUUUACCUUCAAUCCUAUACCUUUUGUUGCAACUAGUUUUAGUUUGAAAAUCAGGGAAAACUGAGAAGGAACAUUAGAUAAGUUCCAAUUUUUCUCAGAACUUCUUUAUUUUCCUUUUUCACCAAAAAAAAAUGGUAAACUUUUAAUUUUCAUUUUUCCCUCUCAACCUGUGACAUUAACUUGAGCGCCAACAGCGACAUUCACUGUUAUCAAUUGCAACCUUUUCUGGUUUAGUUUAACAAAUUGUUUCAUAUUUUUAAUUGUUAACCUUUCAUUGUUACGUCUUUCAACAACUUCCCUUCAACAAUUAAACGGUAAAAUUAAGUGAUUAAUUCAUCUUUAAACAAUUCAACCGCAAGGAUUGUACAUAAAAUACACUUUCGUGUAUUAGUUUAGUGAACAUUCAUUUUUACAUUUGUUUGUUUCACCAAACAUUUUGUUACAUUAAUGUUCAUCCAAUUUCAAAUUAUAAUCUGUUGAUGAUUCAAUAAUGGUGAACAUUAUUGUUUAAGGAACAGCUUUACUGGCUCACAAUUUCCUCAUCAAGUUUAACGUGGCACUUUAAUCACCAGCAUCAGUGAAUCAACUCCUAAAUCAUCGUUGUUCAAAUCAAUCCAAUAGCGGUGCUUUGUUUUGAAACAUGUUAACCAAAGAUGAUAAUAUAAGGAGACAUUGAAAGUUGACACGCAUUCAAUUCAUUGAAAGAUUAGUUUUCUUCGUGAUUUCCAUUGGAAUUUUGACAUUUGAUAAAUUCGAGGCAACAAAAAAAUUCUGUAAAACAAAAGGAAAAAGUGAAAGAUAGAAAAAAGAAAAGAGAAUUUGAAAUAAAUUUAUAAAUUGUUUUUUCUGUUCAAAGUAUAAAAGUGUUACCAAUCUAUUUACCAGUAUAUCGUCUAUGCCCGGCUCUGGACGAAAGGCUCGGAGAUUCUCGAGUCUAAGGUUCGCCAACGGAAAAGUAACGAAUCGUUCAGUUUCCCUUAAUGAAGAUUAUCUUAACGAUAACAAUGCAUUUAUCGUUAUCGAUGGAUCAUCCAUAACUUUGAGUGAUCAAGAGCAAGUGGACCAACAAGUGAGCUCAUCAUCACUGCAACCACCAGCAACCCGACCAUCACCAUUAAGACCAAUUAGACCAACAUCUGUAGACAAGAAUUACAGAGAAAUGAAUUACAUGAAAGAAUCAAGUUCCCACCCUGGAUCACCGCCUGUGAUCACAGUCAGGGAAAGUUCAUCAGCAACUGUCAACGAAAAGGAUGACAUAAGCCUUUACGGGACUCCUAAGGAAGAAAUGGCUCCUGGAUUCGGUGAAGCGAAAGCUUCCUUCAUGAGACAUCAGAUUGAAGCUCUGUUUCAACCUUCGGACAAUAAAUUAGCAAUGAAAUUGUUUGGAUCCAAGAAAGCUUUGAUGAAAGAGCGACUUCGCCAAAAAGAGUCUGGCCAUUGGAUUAUUCAUCCUUGCAGUAAUUUCAGAUUUUAUUGGGAUUUAUGUAUGCUACUCUUAUUGGUAGCUAAUUUAAUUGUCCUUCCAGUUGCAAUAUCUUUUUUUAAUGAUGACCUAUCAACCCGUUGGAUAGCUUUUAAUUGUCUGUCCGAUACAAUCUUCAUUCUGGAUAUUAUUGUUAAUUUUAGAACUGGAAUCAUGAAUCCAGAUUUACCUGAACAAGUGAUACUAGAUCCAAAGCAAAUAGCCCGACAAUAUAUAAGAAGUUGGUUUUUCUUAGACCUGAUUAGUUCAAUUCCAUUGGAUUACAUCUUCCUUAUAUUUAAUCAAGAAUACAGUUUUCACCUUCUUCAAGCUGGAAGAGCAUUAAGAAUAUUUCGCUUCGCCAAAAUGCUCAGUUUACUUCGACUUUUACGUUUAUCUCGACUGGUUCGUUAUGUGAGCCAAUGGGAAGAAGUAUAUAUGCAAAGUUUGGCCUCAAUGAGAGUUACCAGUGGUAUCUUCGCUUUUAUUAAUCGCCUUUGUGGUGAUUCCGACAUUCACAAGUUCCUGAAUAUGGCAAGUGUCUUUAUGAAAAUAUUCAAUCUAAUUUGUAUGAUGCUAUUAAUUGGACAUUGGAGUGGUUGUCUUCAGUUUCUCGUGCCCAUGCUGCAAGGAUUCCCCUCAAACUCUUGGGUUGCUAUUAAUGAAUUAAAGGAUGUUUGGUGGAUGGAACAGUAUUCGUGGUCACUUUUUAAAGCAAUGUCUCAUAUGCUUUGCAUUGGUUAUGGACGAUUUCCACCCCAAAGUUUAACCGACAUGUGGUUAACCCUGUUAAGUAUGAUUAGUGGUGCUACUUGUUAUGCUCUUUUCCUUGGUCAUACCACCAAUUUAAUACAAUCAUUAGAUUCUUCAAGGCGACAAUAUCGAGAAAAGUUAAAACAAGUUGAAGAGUACAUGGCCUAUCGGAAGCUUCCUCGUGACCUUAGAGCCAGAAUAUGUGACUAUUUUGAGCACCGAUAUCAGGGUAAAUUUUUUGAUGAAGAUGCAAUUCUAGAUGAACUUUCAGAGAAACUCAGAGAGGAUGUAAUUAAUUAUAACUGCCGGUCAUUAGUGGCUUCUGUACCCUUUUUUGCCAAAGCUGAUAUUGAUUUUGUGAAUGCUGUUGUUACUAAAUUGAAAUAUGAAGUCUUCCAACCAGGAGAUAUAAUUAUUAAAGAAGGAACUAUUGGGAAUAAAAUGUAUUUCAUCCAAGAGGGAAUAGUUGAUAUUGUUAUGUUUAAUGGUGAAGUUGCUACAAGUCUAUCCGAUGGUUCCUAUUUUGGUGAAAUAUGUUUGUUAACCAAUGCCCGAAGGACAGCUUCAGUUCGAGCUGAAACAUACUGCAAUCUAUUUUCAUUAUCUGUUGAACAUUUCAAUGCAGUCCUUGAUCAAUAUCCUGUUAUGAGACGAACCAUGGAGUCAAUUGCUGCUGAAAGAUUAAACAAGAUUGGUAAAAAUCCAUCUCUAGUUAGUCAAAGGGAGGAUUUGCAGACUGAUUUGAAGGCAGUUAAUGAAUUAAUUACAAUGUCAACCAUGUCUGCUCAAAGUUUAAGUGAAGACUCUGAUUCAGAGAAAAAUAUGUUAACCAUUAAAAAAGCCUUACCUAGACCAAAAUCAGAGACAUGUUUCAAAUUAGGACCCAUUUAUAAUGCAAAUAAUACCGACAAUGCAACAACCAAAUCAUCAACAAAUGAUAAUACGUCUUCUAACAGUAAUAAUAGCAAUACUACUUACAAUCCAAGCAAUACUUAUAUCAAUGAUAAUACUGAUAAUGGUAAUCAUCGAUCAACACCACAGUAUCGACCAAGGACACAUUCAACUGUUAAUCUAAAGCCAUAAUUUAAGAAUCUGAAAUGAUUUUCAAAUCAGCUUACACAAAUCAAGUUUUUUCACAAUAAACACGAAAAAUUACAAAAACAAAAAAUCAUCAAAAUUAAACAUUGAAAUCACAAUUGAA